This is a messenger RNA of Loa loa (African eye worm), 423 nucleotides long. RefSeq lists its product as hypothetical. The coding region runs from base 1 to 423 and encodes 140 amino acids. Gene Ontology annotation, biological process: intraciliary transport. Gene Ontology annotation, cellular component: intraciliary transport particle B; axoneme; ciliary basal body. The record is from RefSeq and is a predicted model, not a curated record. NCBI's taxonomy places the organism in Eukaryota, Metazoa, Nematoda, Chromadorea, Rhabditida, Onchocercidae. Gene Ontology annotation, molecular function: protein binding. The transcript has 3 exons.
AUGGAUUGGUCACCAAAUGGUAAAAAAUUAGCAAUUGCUAAUGCUGAUCAAGUAAUUUUAUUGUUUGAUGAAACCGGAAAACGACGUGAUAAAUUUGCUACUAAACCGAUUGAUGCUAAGUAUGGAAAGAAGAGUUAUCAAGUGAAAGCAUUAAUUUUUUCACCUGAUUCUACUCGUAUUGCUAUUGGUCAAACUGAUAAUAUUACUUAUGUUUAUCGAAUUGGUAAAACAUGGGAUGAGAAAAAAGUUAUCUGUAAUAAAUUUAUUCAAUCAUCAGCUGUAAUAGCAUUAUUAUGGCCAAAUGAGGAUCGUUUAAUAAUUGGCUUAAUUGAUGGUAAAGUACGAAUUGGUUCAUGUCGUAAUAAUAAAUGUUCCACAUUGUAUAAAACCGAUGUAUCUGUCAUCUCUUUAGCAUUUUCGUGA